GUUUCCUCUUCCGUUGUAGCUUUUGGUUUGAGUUAUUUUUUUGGUGAUUUUAUUAAUUAAUUUAAUUUAGUUUCUUUGGUAAUUGUUUUACGAUUUAAAUUAGAAUAAUGGCCCAACGACAAACUCUCAGGCGACGACUUUGUUACAAUACACCAUCAAACAGGCGUAAGAUUUCCAAGACUCCAGGAGGAAGACUUGUUUACCUUUACCAAAAGAAACCUGGUACUUGUGCUCGAUGUGGAGAUUGUAAGCUUAAGCUUAGAGGAUUAACAUUUGCCCGACCUCACAAAUUGUCAACUCUUUCCAAAAGACACAAGACCGUCUCUAGAUCACAUGGUGGUGUACGAUGUGCUUCAUGUUUAAAGAAUAGGAUUCUUCGAGCCUUCUUGAUUGAAGAAACAAAGAUCAUUACCCAAGUCAUGAAAGCACAGAAACAAAUUAAGGCUUAAAUCAAUCUCUGCUCUUGUAAAAUUUUUGAAUUAAUUCAUUAAAUGGGUAUUAAGCCUAUUUAUACACAUUAA
Molecule: messenger RNA, 521 nt
Organism: Panonychus citri (citrus red mite)
Lineage: Eukaryota; Metazoa; Arthropoda; Arachnida; Trombidiformes; Tetranychidae
Product: 60S ribosomal protein L34-like
Exons: 3
Coding region: 108-449 (113 amino acids)
Biological process (GO): translation
Cellular component (GO): ribosome
Molecular function (GO): structural constituent of ribosome
Source: RefSeq, a predicted model, not a curated record